GGGGGGCGGCAGCGGCGCCGGCCUGGGGGUUCCUGCGGUGCCGCGGGCCUCCAGGGAGCGCCGGGGCCUCUGCCCGGCCGGCAGCGCCUUCCCCGGGAGGCCGCGGGCGGGCGCCCCGAGCUGCCCGCGGGCCGGCCGCGCCAGGAGCGGCCGUUCCCGUCCUCGCAGCGGGGGCCGGCGGGUGGCGCAGCGUGGGGCGAUGGUGCCUGGCAGGCGGCCCGCUCACGGCGGGCUGCAGGCAGGGCCCCGGCUUCAGGAAGGGCCGGCAGCCUGCCCUGGCCGAAGCCCCGAGGAGAGGCCUUCGUGGGCACCGCUCCGCUGGAGCGCGGGCACGCCGCAAUGCUGAACGCAGCCCUCACCUUUUCAGGAAUUUGAUCUCCGUUAUGCAUAUUUUCGUUUAAAAAAACCCCACCUCGAUACGUCUUUGUGGUGUACCGCACGCUCGAUUUGGUUCUGGGCUCUGUUUUGCUGUACUUGCAGCCACUGUCUGGCUCGGGAGGGGCACUUCACAUGACACUUCAGUCUGAUCUGGGUAGCCAUCGCAGGGAAGGCUGUUCUGGGGUGAAGGAUAUGCGUCACAUCGGUUCAGCGAAGCAGUGGCUCGCUAUGUGCUUGAGAUCUUGGAAUUUUUCUGGAGAAAGCUCCUCCAGUUUUGGUGUUCAGUUGUGGGUCGGUGGUUGUUGUUUCUGAUUGAGAGAGAUUAGUCAAGGUUGUCAAGUGGAGUGAGUCAUCCCGGCUUUUGGGGUAGAGGUGGGGGUGAAGCAGAGUGGUUUGUUGCAGUUUUUUUUAAUGAAUGCCAUUUCUGCAGAGAGCUGGGUAAAGAUAUGAUUUGGUGAGAUUUUGAUAUUUGACUGUGUCCAGUUUCCAGUGGCAGUCAUAGAUUUCUGCUCCUUUGACUUCAAUGUCGCUGGUCAUAAUAACUUACGUCUUAACUUGGGAGCGGAAGCAGGAGAAAAACAUUAACAGCACUGUUUUGGAAGCAAUGCUAAGUUUUCGAUUCAGACAGUGUUUAGAGAGAGAAAUAGUGUUUAAGCAAGUACUUGUUUUUUGGUCUGAGUUGUUUUCAUUGGUUAAUUGACUAAUUUUUAUUUUUUUUUUAGUUGAACAGAUAUAGUAAAAAAUGUUUUGGUGGAUAUAUGGCAGUAUAUGAAGAAAUCAGUUGAUAGCUUUUUGAUUUGAAAUAGUGGAGCUCUUGAACAUUCUUUUAUAGUAUUCUUAUGUUUGUACUUCUAUAGCACUGGUGUGGUCUUCUAAAUGGACAGUGCCAGUCAACAUGAAGUAAAUGAUCUGUUAGGGUUAAUGCUUCCUUUGGAAAUCUCAUGUGAAGUUGUUUUUUUUUCAUUCAUGUGCUACUCAAAAUCCCAACAAAAUAGCUAUUACACUGCAUGCUGGCAGUCCUUCUUUGUUCCAUAUUAGUAACUUUUUAACUUGCAGUGUGUUUUUACUGAUACAGUUCAACUGGUACUAUAGACGAUUCAGGCCAAAGUGAUUUGAGGUAAAGUUACUUUGACUUGCCCAGUUUCUACUGUUACAAAGUGCAUUUAUGUGAAUACAACUACUUAAAAAUGAAGUUUGGUCUUGGCCAGAUCUGCCAGCUAAACUGAGUAAUAGAGGCAUGAGAGCUUAGUUAAGAAGCCUCUAUCACCAGUCUGUUGACGAGAAAUUAUGGUGAUUAUUUAACACACAAUAAUAAAUAGAAACAGAUCAUUGCAUAAAGCAUCUCUUGGAGAACUAUAAAAUUGUUACAGUUAUGUUGAAUUUUACUUGGAAUUACAUAGUUACACUUACCACACCACAGAAAGCCUGACAAUAUUAGAAUACGUGGCUCUAUUAACUGCUUUUUUUUUUUUUUUUAAACAGCUAUGAGUUUAAAGAGUUUCCCAAUUGGUAGUUGAAAAUUUUGCGGUAAGUUAAAAAAGACUAGAUACUCACUUUGUGCUUUCCCACUGCAUGUUGCUCAUUCUGUCUGCACCUCUCUGUACCUCUUCAUUGUUUUUUAUACAUCCUCUACUGAAAAUUUCCUUAAGGGUUAGUGAAAGUUGAGAUUAAUGAAAGUUGAUUUUUUUUUUUUCUUUAAAUUACCUUCUAAAUGGCUUGAGAACCAAUCACUGGUUCGGUAUAUAAUCUAUUGAUGUGUAUCACAGAUUGAGUGAAAUAGUUGGAACUUCUUCCUGUUUUACAAAAAUACACCAGAAACUUAAAGUAGGUCUUAAAAAUCUGAGCAAAGCUGAGGCCAGAAAGUCUUUUCACGAACAACCAAGUAAUAUGAAAAAUAAAACAAAGACAUGAUGGUGAUCUGGUGACAGGCAAAGGAAAGAGUAAGGAACUGCAAUUCCUAGAGAAGGCUCCAGACUGCCAGCUUGUGCUGUAUGUAGCAGCACUGGUGUAGCAAUAGUCUAAAGAUACAGAUUCUCCAUAAAGCAUGCAGUCUGAGGUUUAAGUAUGUGAAAGAACAUAGUAAUUUGGCAAGAUGGAUAUUAGGAAAGUCUGUGCAAGGCAUCUUGACAGGAAGAAACCACAACUUUCCUUACUUAACUUCAUAAGAGUAAUUUUUUUUUCUUUUUCCCCCAUUUAUAAACUUUUUAUCUGUUUUUCAGAUACUGUGAAUAAACAUCUUUAUUUGCACGUUUAACUGAACCUGGCAUGAAUUAAAAGUGACCUGAUGUUAAAUGAAUACAAAAAAGUAAUUUCUCACUCCAGCCCCUGGAGCAAACUGCAAGUACCUGGCUGCCCGUUAUGUUUUGUAGAAUACUGGAAAGCUAAGAGACCAUGCUCCCAAAGAAACUCUUUGGGUUCUCUGGACAAUAGAGGUUACAGGUUCAGAGAAGAAGGAAACAUCACUGCAGUAACCCAACUUCUGCAUCAGUGAUGCAUUUUCCAUACGACAUCAUGAAGACAAAAACUAUAUCAAGAAAUAAUAGUUCUUAAGUCAAGUACAAAGAAUUGCUGCCUUUGUAUGCACUGAGCACAUCGGAGGUCUACAUCAGUGAUUUUUGACUUGGAGUUGAGCAUUGUCACAUCCCAGGACGACUCAGGUUCACCAAUUCCCAGUGUCUGUAGGAGUAAGCUCAAGCUUCACCUUCCAUCAUGCAACAGUUAUAAGCUUAUAUGUUAAAGACCGUCUUAUAACUGCAAAAUCCCAAAGGUACGUGAUGUUAAAGGAUUCAAGCUAGAUAGUGGAAGGGUAAGGCAGGAAGUAGGCUUCCCUGUCAAUUGUGUAUCUCAGCGAAGUGCUUAAGAUAUCUUUCUGUCUGCAAGUGACAGUCUACAUACCUCUUCCUGUAGUAGGUGACUCCAAGCAGUAGUUCCCACAAAUGCUUAAAUGGAAAUGGGUAAGGGCCUUUGUAUAGCAGCUGUACAGCUUAAAGACCACUCUGUCAAAUGAUCUCUAAGUAUUAUCUAUAGAUAACAUUCCAUAGGACUGCUUAGCAGAUGCAACUCACAGAAGUGUUUUAUAGGAAGCACACUGAUGUAGCUUGAGUUCUGAUGGAGCUCUGAUGAUAAAAGGGCUCUGUCUUUAUCAGUACCAUAAAAGGCAUCGACACAGCCUCUAGUCUGUUUUAAAACUUGUGUUUUGGUGAAGACCGUUCAUUUGGAUCAACAUGAACUGUUCUGGAUAUCUAAAGGGUCUUCUUACCAAUUUUACAAAUAGAGAACCACUUCAAUUCUGAGGAUGACAAAGAUGGUAUGUGCAGGAAGUAAGAAUUAGUGAGGCCAUAAGAAGCAGAAAACUUUGAUUCCUUAGCAGUUGGUGAACAUGGAUGAACACCAAUAUUACUUCAUCUUUACUCACCCUUUUGUCAUAAUAUGGCUAAAACUUCAGGAUCAGAGGAAUGAAAAGGAAAAUGCAGACAAUUCUUCCUAGCCUGGGAACAAGGAAUAUAUUCAGUAAACAUGUAGGGGUAAAAAGGGCCAACACUUUUCUUCCACAUUUGAAGCCAAAAGGUUGAUCCCCAUUCUGGAACUGUCAUCUAGGACUUUGGACCAUAUAUCCCACUCAGUCUCAUAUGAAAAAGAAGUCAGCCUUUCUGCCAAAGUAUCAAUGAUAACUAGGAGAUGGAUCAGUGAUAUGUGGAUUUGUCUUUAAAUAUAGUAGUUUGCAAAGAUCAGCCAGAAGAGGUGGAGGGACACUACACCACUUCACAGACUGAAGAUAACAGUUGUGGUUUUGUUUGUCAGCACACUGCCGUAACAUGUCUUUUGAUAGGGUUGCAGCAUCUUUUCCACAGCGCAUGCUGUUCUGGCUUCUGUGAGGUUUGGGAACAACCUUUCUUUUGAGAACAACCAGCCUUGCACAGUCAUGCCUGCAAGUACUUCACCAGUGCCAUAUACCACAACUGAUGAGGUAAGUGAGAUGAAAAAGCAUCCCCUUGCAGGAUGAGAGGACCACAGUAAUGUUGUAUCUUACAAGACAGUAUUCUGGAGGGGAAUACUAAUCAUGCAUAGUUGAGUCUGAAGGUGUAAACGAUAUAGUGGGGAAGCCAAACAUAAAGUUUAUAGUGAUAGAUUGGCUUGAGGCAUCAUACAGAGGCGUCACAUGACUUAGCAAGGUUAGGCAGAUUAGUCAUCAUGAUAGGAAGAAGACCCCCACACACAUGCUAUGGCAGUCCAAAACCUAUCCUGAAAUGGAAAGAUUCUCGCACGUUCUAAAGAAUGUGUGGAGCCAGGUCUGCCUCUUGUUUGUCCCUUCACCAGCCAGCUGUUCAGACCAGGAAAGGGAUACAGAGUUCCAUCCAGGGAAGAUCAGCACCACUGCCGAUAUUUAAGUGCUGCAGCAAGCCUGAGUUGAUCUUUAUUAGUAAAACAAAGGUGAUACUAUGUAGGUGAUAGACUUCAGCAACGUGGAAAUGUGUCUCAUGAAGUUUGAUUCUGCAAGGAAAGAGGAGGAUACCAAAGCAGAUAAAUAGCACUUGUGUUUGUUUUCAUGACCCUUACUUCUUGAAGUGUUUCCCUUGAGAAUUUGAUAACUAGUGCAGGUGAAAGCUGGUAGGCAGAAGAUACUCCUUCUGUGGAAGUCUUCCAUGCAGGGUGAGUCAGCAGUGGCAACUUGAACAAAAACUUGAUGCUGCAAAGUAGGGGUGUGAAGAUUCUGAUGGACUGGGACUGAAGCCCCAUGCACAUGUUGAGCUAGUGCCAAAAAAGGUGGUGAGGGUCCUGUUGCCAUCAAACUGUGGUUCAGAGGGCCAGUUAUUUUUUGCUUGAAAUUGUACAGUACCCCAGUAGAAUUGUUUCCUCCUUGUCCAAAAAUAGAAAGAAUACUAUUUUGAGGCACCAAGUCUCAAUUGUGAGAUGGAAAAGGCAAGAGAAACAGAUCUUUGAGAUUAUAGUGCGUGCUGAGGACUGGUCAAAUGCCCCAGACAAUACUACAUACUGUUGCAUUUUGAAAUAAUGUGGGCUAACAUACUAACAUCUAACGUGGAGGCGUUGAGGAUCCUGAUCGUAAGGUCAAUGAGAAAUUAUUCGAAAGUGUAAGGCUUCUAAUACUGAACUAUGUGUUGAGCCUGCCCUGAUUUUUGUGCCAUUGCUCUGAAGUACCGUAUCAAGGAAUGACAUGCAUUCUGUGCCAGAGCCUGGACAGUCCAUAGCGAAAACUCCUCGUACCUUCUUACUGAGAAUAAUUGAGAGGGUCUAGAACACUGAUGAACCCUGCCUGCGUGUUAGUAAUUUGAGGUGGAGACACUGUCUUCAGUAUGGGAACCAGGAAAUGAAGCUCAGCAGUUCUUUGAAAUUCUGUAGAGAAUCUGAGCAGCAGGGAGGCCUUUCUGCAUUAGGCUAACGUGCAUCAGAAGCUUUUCAUUUCAAAUCUGUUAGGAGAUCAGGUUCUUGCACCAUAGCAUGCUGUUGUGAUUGAUUCAGGCUGUGCUAUGAGCCCUUGGUCAACAGGUUGUGGGAAUCGAUGCUUUUGCUGUCUUUUUAAUGAAACCGUUUUGGAACUGCCACUUCCUGUUUUUAUCAGCAUCAAGUUUAAGACCUUACACCUUAUGGAUGGAGUGUUUUACCAAAUGUGCGCUAUGCACUGGGCAGGCAGAGCAGGAAGAUGAAUCUCAAGAAAAAGUCACGUAAACAUUACCAAAUGAGGAGAAAAGGAAGAUGUCAUCGAGUAUCGGCAGCAAGGCAUUCUUCUUCCCCAUGCAGUAUUAAGCACUCCCCCACACGAGAAACCUUGACAUAUGCUCAAGCUCAAAGAAUGGUUGAAAUAGAAAUUGAAGGUCGCCUGCAUAGGAUCAGUAUCUUUGAUCCUUUAGAGAUUAUCUUGGAAGAUGAUCUUACAGCCCAGGAAAUGAGUGAAUGCAACAGCAAUAAAGAAAAUAGUGAAAGACCACCAGUUUGUCUAAGAAGCAAACGGCAUAAAAAUAACAAAGUGAAAAAGAAAAAUGAAGCUCUUCCAAGCUCACAUGGUAUACCUGCUACAACAACUCCUCUUCCAGAACCAAAAGUACGGAUUGUUGAAUACAGUCCCCCUUCGGCUCCUCGGAGACCUCCAGUUUAUUACAAAUUCAUUGAGAAGUCAGCAGAAGAACUUGAUAACGAAGUUGAGUAUGACAUGGAUGAAGAAGAUUAUGCGUGGUUAGAAAUAAUAAAUGAGAAGCGGAAGAGUGAUGGAGUGUCAGUUGUUUCACAAAAUAUGUUUGAAUUCCUUAUGGAUAGGUUUGAAAAAGAGUCUUAUUGUGAGAACCAAAAACAGGGUGAUCAUCAGUCUUUAAUUGAUGAAGAUGCAGUGUGUUGUAUAUGCAUGGAUGGUGAAUGUCAGAACAGCAAUGUAAUCCUGUUUUGUGAUAUGUGUAAUUUAGCAGUACAUCAGGAAUGCUAUGGGGUGCCAUAUAUACCUGAGGGCCAGUGGCUCUGCAGACACUGUCUGCAGUCCCGUUCUCGGCCUGUAGACUGUGUGCUGUGCCCAAACAAGGGAGGUGCCUUUAAAAAGACUGAUGAUGAUCGUUGGGGACACGUUGUGUGUGCUUUGUGGAUUCCAGAAGUUGGAUUUGCCAAUACAGUUUUUAUUGAGCCAAUUGAUGGUGUCAGGAACAUUCCCCCAGCCAGAUGGAAGUUAACAUGCUACCUCUGUAAACAGAAAGGUGUUGGUGCCUGCAUCCAGUGCCACAAAGCAAACUGCUAUACUGCAUUCCAUGUGACGUGUGCUCAAAAGGCCGGUCUGUAUAUGAAAAUGGAACCUGUGAAAGAACUAACUGGCAGUGGGACAACAUUCUCUGUAAAAAAGACUGCCUAUUGCGAUGUACAUACUCCACCAGGUUGCACACGGAGACCUCUAAAUAUUUAUGGAGAAGCUGAAAUCAAAAACGGUGUUUGUAGAAAGGAAGGAUCAGUCAGAACUGCUAGGUCUACAUCAAAAGUCAGAAAAAAGACAAAAAAAGCCAAGAAAACAGUGGUUGAACCCUGUACAGUUAUGCCAACGGUAUCUGCUCCUUAUAUCCCCCCCCAGAGAUUAAAUAAGAUUAUGAAUCAGGUGGCCAUUCAGCGGAAGAAGCAGUUUGUUGAACGCGUGCACAGUUACUGGUUGCUUAAAAGACUGUCUAGGAAUGGUGUUCCUCUGUUGAGAAGGCUGCAGUCCAGUUUACAGUCACAAAGAAACACACAACAGAGAGAAGAUGAUGAGGAAAUGCAAGCCUUAAAAGAAAAGUUGAAGUACUGGCAAAGGCUGCGCCAUGAUCUUGAAAGAGCACGUUUGUUGAUUGAACUUAUACGUAAACGUGAAAAAUUAAAAAGAGAACAGGUCAAGAUUGAGCAGGUUGCUAUGGAACUUCAGCUUACUCCAUUCACUGUACUUCUGCGAUCAGUUCUGGAUCAGCUGCAGGAAAAGGAUUCUGCUCGUAUAUUUGCUCAGCCAGUGAACCUUAAAGAGGUUCCAGACUAUUUGGAUCAUAUUAAACACCCUAUGGAUUUCUCUACCAUGCGAAAACGGUUAGAUGCUCAAGGCUAUAAAAACCUCAGUGAGUUUGAAGAAGACUUCAAUCUUAUCAUAGAUAACUGUAUGAAAUACAAUGCAAAAGAUACAAUAUUCUAUAGAGCUGCAGUGCGGUUAAGAGAUCAAGGAGGUGUAGUUCUCAGGCAAGCUAGGCGAGAUGCUGAAGGAAUUGGUUAUAAUAAUGAGACUGGAAUGCACUUACCUGAACGGCCUAAACUUGAGUCACCCCAGCCUUUCUCUUGGGAAGAUGUGGAUAGGUUACUGAAUCCUGCAAACAGAGCGCAUAUGUCCUUGGAAGAACAGCUGAGGGAGUUGCUAGAAAAACUUGAUCUCACCUGUGCAAUGAAAUCCAGUGGGUCAAGGAGCAAAAGAGCAAAGCUGUUAAAGAAAGAAAUCAGCAUUAUUCGCAACAAGCUAAGUCAGCAACACAACCAAGCUCCUCAAAUAGAAUCAGGUAUUGGAAGUUUUGAAGAAGAAAGUGCAGCAUUAGAACAAGACGGAGAAGAAGAAGGAGAUAAAUCUCCCCCUAAACUUGAACCAUCAGAUGCAUUACCUCUUCCUUCAAACUUGGAGACUAAUUCAGAACCACCAACCCUCAAACCAGUAGAACUCAAUCCAGAGCAGAGUAAGCUUUACAAAAGAGUAAAAUUUGAUAAUGAAUUAUAUAGCACUUCCAUUCAGAAAGAAAUAAAUGGACACACUCCAGAACACUUACUUGACAGUAAUCUCAAUGAGUCGACUGUUUCUGCUGUAGCUGAGUCAUCAACUGAUGUAAACAGACGUACAUCCAUUCUCUUCUGCAAAUCGAAAAGUAUAAGCCCCCAAAAGUCUGCAAAGAACACUGAAACCCAGCCAACUUCUCCACAGCUAGGGACCAAAACCUUUUUGUCUGUAGUCCUUCCAAGGUUGGAGACACUUCUGCACCCAAGGAAAAGAUCAAGGAGUGCAUGUGGAGAUUCUGAGGUUGAUGAUGAGUCCCCUGUAAAGCGCUUGGAUACAGGUCUGUCAAAUGGUUUUGGAGAUGGAAGUAAAGAGAGAGCAUUAGAUGAUACUCCGGGAAGAAAAGUUGAACCUCGUCGCCGCUGUGCAUCAGAAUCUAGUAUUUCAUCUAGUAACAGUCUUUUGUGUAGCUCAAGUUUCAGCCUACCAAAGUGUGGUAAAGGUAAACCUGCACUUAUACGAAGACACACACUUGAAGACCGAAGUGAAUUGAUAUCAUGCAUUGAAAAUGGAAACUAUGCCAAAGCAGCAAGAAUUGCAGCUGAAGUUGGGCAUAGCAGUAUGUGGAUUUCAACUGAUGCUGCAACAUCUGUUCUUGAGCCUCUAAAAGUAGUAUGGGCCAAAUGCAGUGGAUAUCCCUCUUACCCAGCUCUGAUUAUUGACCCUAAGAUGCCUCGUGUUGCUGGCCAUCACAAUGGUGUUACUAUACCAGUGCCACCUCUGGAUGUACUGAAAAUUGGAGAACAAAUGCAGACCAAAUCAGAUGAGAAACUAUUCUUAGUACUAUUUUUUGACAAUAAAAGAAGUUGGCAGUGGCUUCCCAAAUCCAAAAUGGUUCCCCUUGGGAUAGAUGAGACCAUAGACAAGUUAAAAAUGAUGGAAGGACGUAACUCAAGCAUACGAAAAGCAGUAAGAAUUGCUUUUGAUCGUGCUAUGAAUCACCUGAGUAGAGUCCAUGGAGAACCAGUCAGUGACUUCAGUGAUAUUGACUAACAGAGAUUCUAUCAAGGCCUGAAAAAUACCACACAGACUUGAACUCUACUAAUGAACCUCUUUGUCUAAAAGAAUGUAUUGAAGAUACAACCCCUUGUUGAUUCAGUGGCUGAGUUCUGCAAACUUGAAAUAGUUGAGCAAUUCUUCUAAAUCACCAUUGCCAUGCUGAUUAAUGAUUUUAUCGUGUUGUAGUUUGGAGGAUUUUCCACUAAACCUGUUAAAAUGUCUUGUUCAUAGUGUUCAUAAUUGUACAUAAAUGUAUAUUCAACACUUAACUUAUUCUGAUUUUAGAAGUAGCUCUUUAAUUCCUUUUAUAAUUUUGCUGGGGAGGGAGUUGUUUUUUGUUUCCAUGCUUUUUACUUCUUUUUUUCUUUCUUUCUGAGGUUAAGUUACCUAAGCACCAUCUUCCAGCUUAAGGUGUUUAGUGGAUUUUAGAGCCUAAUAUCAAAAUGGCAUCAAAUAUAUGUUUGCCUAAAUCAUAUACAAUAUGGUGCUGCUUGUAUCAUUUCUUCCUUGGUCUGUAGCUUCUGAAAAAGACUUCUGAAUGUUUGUGUAAAUGAUCGCUCUUUGCACAAAGUACCACAUAUUUAAGAUUGAUGUAAAUUUACAAUUACAAAUAUGUAUUUUAAGAAAGGAAGUUGCAUUAUUUUGGAGGGUACUUUGUGAGAAAGACAUCAACAAAAAAAAUUAUACUAUGUACAUCACUUGCAAAUCACCAAAAACACUCCAUUGUUGCCCAAAAUAACUUAAGAUGGUUUUUGUUUUAAACAAACCUGGCUUAAAGCCUGCAAGCACAUUCUUUCUUUCAAAACCAUAUCCCAUUUAUCUCCCACUGAUUUAAUUUUGUUGAUAUGUGUGCCUCCCUGUGUUUUAUUUAUUGUAGAAAAUGUAUUAAUUUGCUUUAUAAUGAAAAAUAAAAUUGACAAAUAUAUUGAUAUGCAUUUUUAUACAGGCACAUGAGAAGACAACUUGCUUUGGGAGAAAAAUGUAUUGGAAAUUGUAUAAAAUAACUUGAUGGUUUGUGUGUAAUUUGAUUUUUUUGUAACUUGUAAUCUUUUGUUUCCAAUGAGGGGAUUUAUGUAACUUUUAAUUUAGAACACUUUGGUAGCAAUAGAAACUUUGGAUACAUUUUUGUAUGGUACAUGUGAUGUAUAUAGAAUUAGUACUUUAUUUUUAUUUUUAAGAAGUAAAGCAUUAUGUUUGGGCAGGGGGAAGAAGGAGGGUGGGUUUCCAGAACUGCAUUUUUAUAUUAAAAAGAAAAAAAAUAAAGUCAAGAUAUUGA
This is a messenger RNA of Harpia harpyja (harpy eagle), 10916 nucleotides long. RefSeq names its product bromodomain containing 1 (gene BRD1). Lineage: Eukaryota; Metazoa; Chordata; Aves; Accipitriformes; Accipitridae. Gene Ontology annotation, cellular component: nucleus; MOZ/MORF histone acetyltransferase complex. Bases 6038 to 9634 code for a protein of 1198 amino acids. Gene Ontology annotation, biological process: regulation of transcription by RNA polymerase II. The transcript is spliced from 16 exons. The record is from RefSeq and is a predicted model, not a curated record.